AUGGGUGCAUCCAAAUCCAACUCAAAACACAAGCAAGCCAGAGGCAACGUUAUUGUAAGCGUCCGGGUACGCCCUGACGUACAUGGGGCGGAUGGACCCGCGCCGAACGGCGAGUGGAUGGUCGACGGUCGGCGCGGCUUAGUCUCUUACAGGGGGAAGGAAGGCGGGGGAGACUAUCUUUAUGAUAAUGUCUUCCCGCCGCAUGAGCAUAACGCCAAAGUCUAUGAUGCCGCAGCCAAACGCCUUGUCAGAAGGGUUAUGGAGGGGUAUCACGGUACGGUAUUCGCCUACGGUAUGACUGGUACUGGCAAAACUUUCUCGAUGCAAGGAACUGCGACGUCUCCUGGUGUGAUUCCGUUAGCAAUAACGGAUAUCUUCUCUUUUAUCAGGGAAACGCCACAUAGGGAGUUCCUCCUUCGUGUCAGCUACCUGGAAAUCUAUAAUGAGAAAAUCCAUGAUCUACUCUCUGCUCCGGGAGCUGGUGGAGGCACAAAUACUCAGCAGGAAGAAAUCAAACUCCGUGAAGACAGCAAACGUGGUGUGUAUGCGACGCCUCUGAAGGAGGAGAUUGUGCAAAGCCCAACUCAACUGCUUCGUGUCAUUGCCAGAGGUGAUCAUGCCCGAAGGACUGGGAGUACACAAUUCAACGCUCGUAGCUCCAGGAGCCACGCUGUCGUUCAAAUUGUCGUUGAGAGCAGGGAGCGAGCCCCAGCUAGCAAUCCCUCUCAAGAGAGGCGCUCCGGUAUGGCUCCCGGCGGGGUCAGAGUCUCAACCCUUAGCUUGAUUGAUUUGGCUGGAUCUGAGCGUGCUGCAGAGGAUAAAGAGCGUCGGACGGAAGGUGCUCACAUCAAUAAAAGCUUGCUCACGCUGGGCACGAUCAUUGCCAGGUUGUCAGAGAACAAGGAUAAGAAUGGCAAUCAGAACGAUCGCGAAGGCAGGCAUCUUCCAUAUCGUGACAGCAAACUUACCAGACUAUUGCAGCCGGCCUUGUCCGGUAAUUCUCUCGUCAGUAUCCUUUGCACAAUCCAAAUUGGUGCAUCUGGCGGUUCAGCUACCACAGCCUCACACUCGGCCGAGACAUUGAACACGCUCAAAUUCGCUGCUCGCGCUAAGAACAGUAUCGUUAGUCACGCUAAAAGAGCAGAAGAAGCGUUUGGUAGCGGUGGUGGCGAUGCCGGCAGCCGAGUUCUCCUGGAGCGGUAUCGGAUGGAGAUUCAAACCCUGCGCAGUCAGCUUGAAACACAGGCAAAAGAUCAGGCUGAGAAAGAGCUGAAACUGGAGGAGCAGCAGUUGGAAAAGGAGGCAAAGGCGCGCCAUGAGGAGCAGAUGCUUGAGAUGCAAUUAGCUCGCACGGCGCUGAAGGAACGGAUUGAGCAUCUCAAUCGCCUCAUACUUUGUUCCAAGUCCACUGGAGUCAAUAGCCAGAGCGGAAUAGCUGCCUUUGGUCGACUUUCUAGAAUGUCUGCUACCGGCUCAAUAUCUCGAUCUUUACGCUCUUCAGUGAGUCAAUCGACACUGGGUGCUUGCGGCUUGCCAUCCACACGACCCAUUUCACUUCUGUCCACUAACAGUAAUGAACUAUCUGCGCAUAUUCCGUAUCACGGCGGAUCUUUCGAAAACGAUGAGGAGGAAAUAAUAGGGGAGUUCGCAGAUGGGAGAGCGAGCGUUCACAAACAACUUACUGCCCUACAGGCGGAUCUUAAUGAUAAGAAUCGCUAUAUCGCAACUUUGGAGCGACGUUUGCUCCAGGCUCGUCGAUCCAGUCACUCUCGGAUGUCUAUGGGUAUGAAGACAGCAAAUGCAGCCUCGGAUACGCCGGAUUUCGUGGCUCUCCUUCACGAUAAAGACGUGGAAAUCAACGAGCUUCGCUUGCAGCUGGAUGAUAAAGACCGGAUGCUUACUGCACUCCGCUCUGCCGCACGGCAUCGCGAUUUUGCACAUGUCACAGCAGAGGCUUACAUACCAGACCUCCAAAGCAAGCAUGAACCAUCGCAUCGUGGUGGCCAAAAUCCCAUAUCAAACAAAUAUGUGACAGAUUCUUCUCCACUGCAAGGAGGCGAUGAGGAAAAGCCACCUAGAAAAAGCAUGGACGAAGUCUCGCGAAUACUUGAUGAAAUGAUACAAGACAGAGUUGAAAGCGGUCAAUUGAUCAAAGGUUCACAUGGGAGUGUUCACAUUGCUGAUGGAGAUCAAUGCAGUUCCGAGUCAGCAGCAGGUGUUCCUGCUCUACACACAGCUUACGUGCUUCCGGGUACCACGAAUGCAGAUUCGAUCAAAGGCAAGAGUUGA
Messenger RNA from Aspergillus clavatus NRRL 1, 2289 nucleotides. Its product is annotated as putative kinesin family protein (KipA). The record is from RefSeq and is a predicted model, not a curated record. Gene Ontology annotation, biological process: microtubule-based movement. The coding region runs from base 1 to 2289 and encodes 762 amino acids. Lineage: Eukaryota; Fungi; Ascomycota; Eurotiomycetes; Eurotiales; Aspergillaceae. Gene Ontology annotation, molecular function: microtubule binding; ATP binding; microtubule motor activity. The transcript is spliced from 2 exons.